This is a messenger RNA of Cuscuta campestris, 494 nucleotides long. NCBI's taxonomy places the organism in Eukaryota, Viridiplantae, Streptophyta, Magnoliopsida, Solanales, Convolvulaceae. The record is from the annotation of a GenBank genome assembly.
GUCUAGAACUCUUUUUAAACUUAUUAGAAACAGUUAUCUAUUGCUUGUUGUCUGUUUCAUAUGGUUUUUUGCCACUAUUGUUUAUAAUUGUAAUAGAAGACUGUUUGGCAACAAUAUUCUAUGUAUUAUGGGUAGAACUGUUUUUGAAGCUGGCUGGUGGUGACGGCGGCUGAGGUGAUGGUCGUUUGGGAUGGCAGAGAUAAUGACGCCGAUGGCACUGGUGGGGGCUGCAGUGAGGAUGAGAUUGGCGGCGGUGGAGAUUCGGGCCAGUGCCAACAUAACAUCUCACCCAAUGUUGAGAUUGUGGCGAUGGACUAUGUCAACACCGCCAUGGAACGCCUGGCCAAAGCCGACGUGAAAUAUGGAUUUGUAUUGGAUUUUUCCACAGAGUAUUCCUAAACCAGAUCACCAUUUUGCAGGUUCAACCAACUCCAUGGAAUGGCUAGAGAUUAUACGUUCUAGGUGGCUGUCUCCAAUAAUUAGUCCUUGAUUCA